Molecule: messenger RNA, 3040 nt
Organism: Serpula lacrymans var. lacrymans S7.9
Lineage: Eukaryota; Fungi; Basidiomycota; Agaricomycetes; Boletales; Serpulaceae
Exons: 8
Coding region: 1-2673 (890 amino acids)
Source: RefSeq, a predicted model, not a curated record
AUGAGUCUUGGCUCUUCUCCAUCACCGGCCACGGCUCUUAGGCUGGAUUCGAAGAGAGCUUCGCAGGCGCCUCAGAAGGUAGAUGAACGUCGUCGCAUACGGUCGUUGGAUGCCACAGCUUUACUUUCGGACCCAUCUGCUUCAAAGAGGUCGUCUAACCAAGAUUUCGACUCUGGUGCUUUCUCAGAUGAAUACGAUUUAUAUCCUCGUAUUUUGCAAGAUGUACAGCGAGCUCUUCAGUAUCAGUCUCGACGCCGUGAUCGUCGAUCCAUCGUUCACACACAACCCACAGUUCAAGAAGUCCCGUCCCAUUCUGACGCGACUUCGUCUUCUUCUGUACCUAUAGCAUCUACUUCUACAGCGUUAUCAUUGUCACUCCCUUCUCCUACCUUUCCUUCUGUAGCCGUCAAAGUUCCAUCGGAAAUUGACUUCAGUCCAUCUACCAGGACUGUCCCUCUUCACCCCAUCCCACUUUCUUCGAAUGGAGGAGCUACUCUCGAUUGGACGGGGUGUCUAUCCGAUGAAGAGAAACAUGAAAAACGUUGGAGCCUGUCCGUGAGCAAACGGAAAGGGAAGGAGAAAGUUUCCCCUUCGAGUAAAGCUAUAGUGGAGAAGCAAGAGGCUCUAUUUGCAGGCAUGAUCAAGGCAGAGGCGCAAUCUAAUACUUUUCGUAAAGCAGCGAUCAUUAAGGAGCAAUUAGGUCGGCGUUACAACUUGUUAUAUACUUCUCUUUCAACCCCCGAGCCGCUCAAUCUGGCCAAGGUUGCGCGAUGGUAUGCUAGCUCCGAUCCACUUUUGCAACGCUCUUUCGACGAUACUGAACCACUUACAUGGCUCAAACAUUUAUUGGAUAAGCGUGGGACACGUUCUCUAUGGCACAUGUCUGCAUUAAUCGUUGAGGAAUUCACGAAAUCGAAAGGGGAUCCCAAUCUUUUGCGUGCCCCCCCGGAGGGCUCAACGCUGGCCACUACGGGAUCAUCUUCUAUUGAGGCGACACCUCCUCAACCCGGGCCCUCGCUAUCCAGAAAACGCUCAUCUGAAGGUCACGUAUCUUUUGAGCCUUUGAUCGAGUCGGCACGAAAUUCUGUAGAAAGCCACGACAAGCGCAAGAAUGGUGAAGGCUUGUCUAGGUCGUGGCGACACUCUCUGCCUGCUGGUGGACUUUCUCCUGCAAGUAGUCGCCUACAUUUCCCUGAUUUCGUUCAGCGUAUGCGUCGGCGACCUGACAGUGAUGAAGGGUCCUCAUCUCCGCCAAAUUCACAAUCAGAAGACCAAGUCCAUUCUGAAGGCGGUAAGGUACCGAAACGUAAGAAAGCUCGACGAAGUCAUGUAUCUUUCUCUUAUGCUGCCAAUAUGCGAUCUCCUGCAAUAUCUGGGAUGGAAGUUGGGCGUGCUGGCCAGCCUUCUGAUCAAGGGGAUAGUUUGCGGUCUGUGCCAGACCCGUUCGCAUCAAUGUCUCCACCUCCGGAGAUUGUGUCUGAUUUGGAGCUUGCUUUGCCUGCCAAGGCGGACCCGAGCUCUCUUGAGGAGCCUGCUGUUGUAACUCCCCGCCCAUUUCCCCGUCGGAGAGUAGUCCGUCGCACAUCCCUGCCUCCUUCAGAAAGCUCGUCUUUUCGAAAGGAACAGAAACAUCGGGAAGAGGCAGACGAGGCGAAACUACAAGCCGACUACCACAUAAAGUCUCAGAUGCUAGAAGAUGCCAUAGCGCAGAACUAUAGGCUGCGCCAGAGAUUGCAACGGGUGGCCGCCGACGUAAGAGACUAUGAGACGCUGCGGUCUAAUUUCAUGAGGACGGUCGGUAUGCCCCAUCGAAGUAUACCCCCCGAGCUGUUGGAUGCCUUCAGCCACGAUCCUUCAUCUGUGACCAGUGGGACACGUAAGACAAAGAGUUGGCGAGCGGUAGAGGACAUUCACAAUCGUAUCGUCCGACAACAGGAAACUUUCCGUAUAUUUCUUUCGAUUGUGAAGGAAGAUGGAAUACCUGCACCGGAGAGCAUUCUGGACGACCACAUUAACACGCUCAUGGAUAAGUUACAGAGGCUCGAAAGACAUCACAAGUCCAUGACGGCAAAAGCUGCCGAGGUUAAAGAUGCCCUAACCAAGGUGAAGGGUACACAUGCAGCUGUGAAAAUACAGUACAACGACACUCUAAGUCAUACGUCUGCAGUUUACCCUGAGCUAUCGCAAAUCGUGGCUCUCGAAGAAAGCUAUAAAGACCAGUACCAACAAUUCUGGGAAUUAGGCAUGGAUGCUUUGACUUUCAUUUUGGAUACCGUAACACCAUUCUGGAGGACCUAUGGGAAAACCAUUGGCGACGAUGUGCAGGAUUUCCUCAUCAUCCCCUGGUACCGCAACGAGUUCACCGGGGAGCCGAAACGGUAUCCCAUACGAUCCCUUCCACGACGAUCAUUUCAACACUGGAUGGGUUUACUGCUUUUCUUUUUUAUUACAGCUGCUGUCAUUUUACUCCAGGCACACGCAGCUAUGUCAUCGAUUUAUAACUACAAGUUACCGUGGAUAGGAAACGACGGCUUUCGGUGGAUCCUCAUGCCAUUCUUUUGGAUCGGCAUCCUUAUACAAUGGGGUGCCGUGUUAUUUGAGUUGUGCAUCUUCUUUGCACAGAUGGGAGUAAUUGCAUGGUGGAUUGGUUGGGCAGCAAAAAUCUUCACAUAGUUAUUUUAUUCAAUUUCAUGACUAUUUACGACGCUUGAUAUCUUAACAAUUUAUUAUAACAGUAAUACACCUGCUUGAUUAUAUAUGUAGAAUACACUUCUUAGCAAUAACAUCUAACUUUCGAUUGUGUUUAUAGAAGCUUUAUCUUUGUCAGUAGUAGGCUUGUCUAGAGACUGUAGAGAUGGGUUCUCGACAGGUGUUGAAGAGGACGCUGGUUGUAUGAUAGCAGGUUUUUCAGGAGGUGCUGUUUCGUUUGUGUUGGCUGUAGUGCACUGAACUUGCGGCUUGACUUCCAUAUGGCUAGGAAGUUGGUACGUGAACGUGGUUCCAACCGCAGGGGCCAGGCUGGUCCCUUUACCAGCUUCCA